Messenger RNA from Puntigrus tetrazona (Sumatra barb), 1665 nucleotides. RefSeq names its product ubiquitin-conjugating enzyme E2R 2 (gene ube2r2). The transcript has 6 exons. Gene Ontology annotation, molecular function: ubiquitin conjugating enzyme activity. Bases 153 to 905 code for a protein of 250 amino acids. The record is from RefSeq and is a predicted model, not a curated record. Gene Ontology annotation, biological process: protein polyubiquitination; ubiquitin-dependent protein catabolic process. NCBI's taxonomy places the organism in Eukaryota, Metazoa, Chordata, Actinopteri, Cypriniformes, Cyprinidae.
UCGAGAAAUAACAAAGGAAAAAUAAGGUUAACAGUCCCUCCUGGGCCCCAAGGAAUAAAUAAAUAUCAGGAACGUAUUAAUAUUUACAUGAAGCUGGAACUUUAAGGCAACCAAACAUCACAUUUCCUGGGGAGCAGCACAGUGAGACUGUCAUGGCACACCAGCAAAUGCCGAGCUCUCAGAAGGCUCUGAUGCUGGAGCUGAAAUCCCUGCAGGAGGAGCCAGUGGAAGGUUUCCGCAUUACUCUGGUGGAGGAGUCGGACCUGUACAACUGGGAGGUGGCCAUCUUUGGCCCUCCAAACACACUUUAUGAAGGUGGCUACUUUAAGGCCCAUAUAAAAUUUCCUAUCGACUACCCCUACUCUCCUCCGACCUUCCGAUUCCUCACCAAGAUGUGGCAUCCAAACAUCUAUGAGAACGGCGACGUGUGUAUUUCCAUCCUCCAUCCUCCUGUGGAUGACCCUCAGAGCGGAGAGCUACCCUCAGAGCGAUGGAACCCCACACAGAAUGUCAGAACAAUCUUGCUGAGCGUGAUCUCGCUGCUGAAUGAACCCAACACCUUUUCUCCUGCAAACGUGGAUGCCUCGGUCAUGUUUCGAAAGUGGAGAGACAGCAAAGGCAAGGACAAGGAAUAUGCAGAGAUUAUAAGGAAGCAGGUGAUGUCCACUAAGGCAGAUGCAGAGCGAGAUGGAGUUAAAGUACCAACGACGCUAGCCGAGUACUGCAUCCAGACCAAAGUGCCUUCCCAUGACAGUAGCUCUGACCUGCUCUACGACGAUCUAUAUGACGACGACAUAGAGGAGGAGGAGGACGACGACGACGAGGCCGAGGCCAGUGGGAUCGGCAGUGAAAUGGCAGGGGACUGUUUUGGCGAUGAAGACGACUCUGGCAAUGAGGAAUCUUGACCUCCUUCCACCGUUUCCGUGACACUGACCUUUGCCCUCUCACUCUUCUUUCCCCUGACAGCCUCAUGUUUCAAUUCUCUUUUCUUGUGCUUAAAGCUUUCGUUUUUUCACUCUGUUCCAAAAAACUCGUUACUUAAGAUAUCUGUCCUUUUCAGCACCUCCCCGUUCAUAAGUAAAGUUCACUAUGGGUUCACAAAACCAGUCAUUUUCGGUAACGUUUUACAUCCCACCUUCUCCUGCCUCUUAACCUCAGGGCUUUUGGAUAAUCAGAGCUUGUCAGGCCUCCAUUAACAUGCACAUUUCAAAACGUUUUGUUAAUUACAUCCUUUUUUUUUGAGGGCUAGUUCCCUCUAAAUACUAUUCUGUUGUGAUUUACUCACCCUCGUGUUGCUAGAAACAUUUUGCCAAACUGUUUUGAGAUUUUUGAGCAGAUUUUUCAAAAAGAUAAUAACUAAACAAUGCCAGUGUCCAAAUACACCCAUUUCCCCUACUAUAUAGUAAGCAAAGAAAAAGUAUAUAAAAGGGAAAAAAAGGACAGAAUGUAAACUAAAAUAUGAACAAAAAACUCAAUUUCGAGAUAAAAUGAUUUGUGAGAAAAACAAUUGUGAGAAUUGGGAGAUAUAAACUGAGAAGAUUAAGAAGUUAAGCUUGCAAGAAUUUAAUUUGUAAUUGACCCUUCGCAAAGAGCUUGAUUGACAGGCCAAUGCUGUAUCCACUAGCUCGUAUGACAAACGAAUCAAACAGUAAAAGUAAAUUAACU